This is a messenger RNA of Pneumocystis carinii B80, 1386 nucleotides long. RefSeq lists its product as hypothetical. Lineage: Eukaryota; Fungi; Ascomycota; Pneumocystomycetes; Pneumocystales; Pneumocystaceae. The record is from RefSeq and is a predicted model, not a curated record. Gene Ontology annotation, molecular function: mRNA binding. Gene Ontology annotation, biological process: protein deubiquitination; ribophagy. Bases 47 to 1345 code for a protein of 432 amino acids. Gene Ontology annotation, cellular component: cytosol; ribonucleoprotein complex; Ubp3-Bre5 deubiquitination complex. The transcript has 4 exons.
UUUAAAUAAUACAAAAAUUUAUAACAUAUUUUAAUAUAAGAUCAGCAUGGAGAAGCUGUCUUUAGAUGAGGUUGGAUGGUUUUUUGUUCAAGAAUAUUAUACAUUUUUAAAUAAAGAGCCUAGAAGACUUCAUUGUUUUUAUACUAAGAAAAGCACAUUUGUUCAUGGGAAUGAGGGUGAAGUUGUUAAGCCAUGUUCUGGACAGCAGGAGAUUCAUGAGAAAAUUCUUGAACUUGGAUUUUCAGAUUGUAAAGUUCUUGUUUCCAAUGUUGAUUCUCAGGCAUCGGCUAGUGGUGGAAUUGUGAUUCAAGUUUUAGGUGAAAUGAGUAAUUGUGAUGGACCUAGUCGAAAAUUUGCACAAACGUUUUUUUUAGCAGAACAGCCUAAUGGAUAUUUUGUUCUUAAUGAUAUUUUUCGAUAUCUUAAGGAAGAUAUAGAUGAUGUUAAAUUAUGUGAUGGAGAAUGUCAUUCAUAUUCCUUGGAUUUUAGGAAUGAUAUGUUACCAUCAUGUCUUGAUAUUAAUGAUAAGACUCCUCAUGUACCAGAAGAGAAAUUUUCAAAUAUAUCCAUUCUUUCUCAUGAUAAUAAUUCUAAUUUUCAAUCUAAUCAGAUUUGUACAAUUACCGAACCUUCACAGGAGCUUACUUCUGUUGUUUCAGUAACUGAUGGCCACCAUGAAAUUUCUUAUGAAAAACAGCCUUUGGUUUCUUCAUCCGAAAAAAUAUCUUCAAUUGAACAUAUACCUAGCUGUGUACAAAACAGUUCUUUUAACGCUUUAGAAUCACAAUCUCCUAUUUAUGAAUCAUCGACAAUAUCUAGACCUAAGACUUGGGCAGAUCUUUUUGAUAAACCACCCGUUCAUGAAAACAAAAAAGCACCUUCUAUAGCCAAACCGGUAACUAUUUAUUCGCAACCUGCUUCACCUCUUGAACGUGCUCCUGCUCGUUCUGUCUCAGGUAAUUUUAUUAUUAUUAUUCUUGAUUUUUAUUUUUUGUAUGUUUUUGUAAAAAAUGUUAAGGAUAGAAUUUCUGAAGAAGAUCUAAGACAAGCUUUAUCUAAGUUUGGGAUUGUUCAUUGUAUCGAACUUAAAAGAGAAAAGAAUUGUGCUCUUGUUUAUUUUGAAACUGCUGCUGCAGUUGCUUCUGCAAUUGCUGCAAGUUCAGUAAAAAUUAAUAAGGAUACUAUAUUAAUUGAAGAAAGAAGAAAUAACUAUGAUAGAAGUAGAAAUAUUAAUGGAGAACGUCGUACGACUGGACGAGAAUAUACAAAAUAUAGCGAUGAAAAAAGAAUAGGUAAUGAUAGACGUGGAUAUGUAAAUAAAGAUAAAGGACAUGAUAAGAGAUAAUCAUUUUUUAUGUAUCAUUUAAACUGCUAUACAUGCCAUUA